AGAGAACAGAAGAGGAGGUGUGUGAGCUUCGGGUCUUGUCAUUGAAACACUCGGGCGGAGAUGGAGGAUUUAACGACGUGAUUCUUUGAGAAUUCAAACAGUGUCUGUUCACUUCUGAUCCCGGAGUAGUCUGGGAGGAGUUUUGUUUUUGGAGGUAUGGGUGCACUACAGUCAAUACCUGGCCAACCGGAGUACGCUGAUCUGGCGGAAAAGACCGGCUUUUCAUUGGAACAGAUUGGAGUCCUGCAUAAAAGAUUCAAGCAGUUGAGCCAUAAUGAAGAAACGUUGAGGAGGGAUCAUCUCAAUGGAAUCCCAGAUUUGGCGUGCAAUCCCAUCCGUUCGCAGAUAAUAGAGGCCUUCUUUGACAGAAGAAACUUUCGUCAGAAUAUCGAGGGAACUGUUGAUGAGAUCAGCUUUGAGCAGUUCCUGGUGGUCAUGUCCCACUUCAAGCCCCCAAGGCUGCACAUUACAGAGGAGCAGCGCGAAAGCAUCAGGAGGGAGAAGCUGAGAUUUUUAUUCAACAUGCACGACACAGACAACGACGGGACGAUCACCCUGGAGGAAUACAGACAUGUGGUGGAGGAACUGUUAUCUCUUAGCGAGACUCUGGAGAAGGACACAGCCCAGAGCAUCGCUGAUGCCGCCAUGUUGGAGGUGGCCAGUAUCUCUAUGGGUCACAUGGAACCUGAUGAGUUUUAUGAGGGAAUCACAUUUGAGCAUUUCUCAAAGUUGCUGAAUGGCUUUGAAAUUGAAUCCAAUAUGAACAUUCGCUUCCUUUAUAUGGACACGAUGAACUUAUGUAAGUGAUGGCAGCUGGGAAAACUCUGAGAAUGUAGAAUCAUGGUUUCACUUGCUGUUUCUAAACCUAGUUUAUGCUUGCACUGAAUAUAUGCCUUACUUACAUGUGAAUAACUAUGCAAUCUCAAGAAUAGAUGUAUAUUUCAGAUGUAUUAGGAUCCGUUUGUUUGAUAUUAAGCAAUAAAAAGAGAUUCUCAGUGAAAUUACAAUCAGGCUUUUACUAACUUGACUAAGCAAUAAUCACAUAUGCAUGUCUGGAAUAGCAGACAGGUUGACCCUAUGCAUGCACAUAUGGAUGCUUGAAGAACAUCUAUGAAUGUCAAUGCCAUAUGUAACACUUUCAAUAAUCAGGGAUAUUAAUAUUUAUCUUUAUAUAUAUAUAUAUGUGUGUAUAGCAAGGCAAUAAUUGACUUUAAUUGAUGUUACAAAUAUGACACAUGGUGCAUUCUCUGCUUCAUUUGCACAAUAAAGACCCCAUGAAAGAUAUCUUA
Messenger RNA from Labrus mixtus (cuckoo wrasse), 1289 nucleotides. RefSeq names its product tescalcin b (gene tescb). Lineage: Eukaryota; Metazoa; Chordata; Actinopteri; Labriformes; Labridae. The record is from RefSeq and is a predicted model, not a curated record. The transcript is spliced from 8 exons. Gene Ontology annotation, molecular function: calcium ion binding. Bases 157 to 807 code for a protein of 216 amino acids.